UACUAAAAUCCACUACUUCACAGUCUUCAGCAAAACACAACACAUAGACACACUGCUGCUUUCUUUUAACAAACACUGUCUUCUUCAAUCUAUCAAGUUCCACCAAUCCAAACUAAAGAUGGAGCUUACGGUCCCAUACAAACCAAACCCACUUUUAUUUUCUUCAGCUCCACUCACACCCAACUCUCAAACUCUCAUUCUUCUUAAGCUUCCUAAGAACCCCAGGUCCAAAAAUUCCCACCACAGACCCAAUUUUCGUGUUCUAGCUUCUGCAAACCCAAAUGGGUCUGAUGGGUUUUCAUGGCUGAGGCUGACUCAGUCUGUCCGGCGUGGCUCGGAGCGGUUGUGGUCGAAACUCGGUGAGUCAGUGAAGAAGGAAACUGGGUUUGACUUGGAAGAUGCCAAUGUGAAGGUGGGUGAGUUUGUGGGGCGAGCAAAGGAAGGGGUCAGCAAAGGUCGGGGUGAGUUGGAACGGUUUAGGACUGAGUUAGUGCCUGAAUUUGUGAGUUGGAAUCGGUGGGAGCGUUGGAAGGAUAUCAAAACAUGGGAGCCUAAACGAAUUGGUGCCUUAAUUCUCUAUAUAUUUUUUGCAAUAGUUUCCUACAAAGGAAUAUAUAUGGCAAUUCGAGCUCCUAUCUUAAAUCGCCAAAGAAAGGAGUUAACAGAGGCUUACAUGGAGGCAUUGAUUCCUGAGCCAUCUCCUAGCAAUAUUAGAAAGUUUAGGAAGAGUGAAUGGAGGAAGACAAUGCCGAAGGGCCUGAAAAUGAAGAAGUUUAUUGAAGGACCUGAUGGAACACUUGUUCAUGAUAGUUCUUAUGUUGGAGAGGAUGCAUGGGAUGAUGAUCUGGAGCGUCCUCAGGACAGUGUAAAGCAAAUUAUUGACAGUGAUGUCAAACUGAAUGCAGAAGAAAAGAAGGAACUGAAGGAAGACUUGAGCAUUUCGGAGGAAAGUAAAGGAACAUGGCGUGAAAGACUUAAUACAUGGAAGGAGAUCCUCAAAAAAGAAAAGUUAGCUGAGCAAUUAGAUUCCAUAAAUGCCAAAUAUGUGGUAGAGUUUGACAUGAAAGAGGUUGAAAAAAGUCUUCGCAAGGAUGUGGUGGAAAAGGUCACGGAAACACAAGGAACCAGAGCACUAUGGAUAUCCAAGAGAUGGUGGCGGUAUCGUCCUAAACUUUCUUAUACUUACUUUCUUCACAAACUCGAUUGCUCUGAGGUUGCUGCUGGUUUUACCGAGGACCUAAAGAGAUUGUAUGUGACAAUGAAAGAAGGUUUCCCAUUAGAAUAUGUUGUCGAUAUUCCACUAGACCCUCAUUUGUUUGAGAUUAUAUCCAGUUCUGGAGUUGAAGUAGAUCUCCUUCAAAAGCGUCAGAUCCAUUACUUUCUGAAAGUUGUGAUGGCAUUACUGCCUGGAAUAUUGAUUCUGUGGUUUAUAAGGGAAUCUGUGAUGCUUCUAAGCAUCACUUCUAAGCGUUUCCUAUAUAAAAAGUAUAACCAGCUCUUUGACAUGGCUUAUGCAGAAAAUUUCAUACUGCCAGUUGGGGAUGUUGGUGACACAAAUUCAAUGUAUAAGGAAGUGGUAUUAGGGGGUGAUGUUUGGGACCUUCUCGAUGAGUUAAUGAUUUAUAUGGGAAAUCCCAUGCAGUAUUAUGAAAAAGGCGUGAAAUUUGUUCGGGGUGUUCUUCUUUCUGGACCUCCUGGAACGGGGAAAACUCUCUUUGCAAGGACAUUGGCAAAGGAAAGUGGGUUGCCCUUUGUUUUUGCUUCCGGAGCAGAGUUUACAGAUAGUGAAAAAAGUGGUGCAGCAAGGAUCAAUGAGAUGUUUUCUAUUGCCAGGAGAAAUGCUCCUUCAUUCAUAUUUGUUGAUGAAAUUGAUGCUAUUGCUGGAAGGCAUGCAAGAAAGGAUCCUCGAAGAAGGGCAACGUUUGAGGCUCUGAUUGGACAGCUUGAUGGGGAGAAGGAAAGAACUGGCGUUGAUCGGUUCUCACUUAGACAAGCUGUGAUUUUCAUCUGUGCUACCAAUAGGCCAGAUGAAUUGGACCUUGAGUUUGUUCGGCCUGGACGUAUUGACCGUCGUUUGUAUAUUGGUCUGCCUGAUGCAAAGCAACGAGUGCAAAUUUUUGGUGUUCACAGCGCAGGAAAGCAACUUGCAGAAGAUGUGGACUUUGCAAAACUUGUCUUCCGUACUGUUGGUUUCUCUGGGGCAGAUAUACGAAAUCUUGUCAAUGAAGCAGCAAUAAUGUCGGUGAGGAAAGGACACUCCAAGAUCUCUCAGGAAGACAUUGUUGAUGUGCUAGAUAAACAAUUACUUGAGGGUAUGGGUGUACUUCUUACGGAGGAGGAGCAGCAGAAAUCCGAAGAAAGUGUGUCUUUCGAGAAGAAAAGACUGCUGGCUGUACAUGAGGCUGGUCACAUAGUAUUGGCCCAUUUGUUUCCUCGAUUUGAUUGGCAUGCAUUUUCUCAGCUCCUGCCUGGUGGCAAGGAAACUGCAAUCUCUGUGUUCUAUCCCCGAGAAGAUAUGGUAGACCAAGGUUAUACAACCUUUGGCUACAUGCAGAUGCAAAUGGUGGUGGCUCAUGGUGGACGUUGUGCGGAACGUGUUGUGUUUGGGGAUGACGUAACCGAUGGAGGAAGGGAUGAUCUAGAGAAAAUAACAAAGAUUGCUCGAGAGAUGGUAAUAAGUCCUCAAAAUUCUAGAUUGGGGCUUACUGCUUUAACAAAAAGAGUUGGAUUGAUGGAUCGGCCAGAUAGUCCAGAUGCCGAGUUGAUAAGAUACAGGUGGGAUGACCCUCAAGUGAUUCCAGCCAAUAUGACUCUUGAAGUUUCUGAACUAUUUAGUAGAGAGUUAACAAGGUACAUUGAAGAAACAGAAGAACUUGCUAUGCGUGGCUUGAGGGAUAACAUUCACAUUCUGGACCUGAUCACAAAUGAACUACUGGAAAAGUCGAGGAUAACUGGAUUGGAAGUUGAAGAGAAAUUGAAGACCCUAUCUCCAGUAAUGUUUGAGGACUUUGUAAAGCCAUUCCAGAUAAACUUGGAACAGGAGGGACCAUUGCCACACAAAGAUCGGUUGCGAUAUCAACCAUUGGACAUAUAUCCUGCACCACUCCACAGAUGUUGAAAUACUUCUAGUCCAUCAUAAUUACAGUUCCUUGCAUGUAAAAAUGAUGGUCUUUUGGAAAGAUAUUAGUUGCUCCCUUGUGAAAGCCAAGCCACCUGGGAUGUGCACAGCUGCAUGCAUUGGAGUAUUUUGUUGAAUUGACUGAAGGCCAAUAAUGGGCAAGUGUCAAAUCUGCCAGUGGAUUACCCAGGUGUAAUCAAUCAACUGAGGAUGCUAACUGCUGCAUUCAAAUCGAAUUCACUGAAGUUUGGAUGUCUGUCAGCUGGUGAGCCGUGAAUAGAGCUAGCAACUGUUGACAGAAGCCUCAUAUCAUGCAUGGUUUUGUAGUUUGAGAGAAAGUUCCUUGUUUUGUAUCUGAUUAUAUUUUAAAAAGAAAUACUAUAUUUAUAUUGGGAGAUUGUAAAUUGGCUGGGAAUCAGCCUUUCCAAAACAAAUUAAGGGUAAGAUUGCCUACCAUAAAGUGGGAGGUUUGUGUAUUUGAUACAACCUUUUUUUGGGGGGGUGGGGGGUUUAAAUUAUAGGGAGUUUUUCAAAUCCGCCUUUUGUUUUGUAUUUGUAAACUCCUUCCAUAUAUUUAUAAAGGGAAAAUUUAUUUUCUUCA
This is a messenger RNA of Quercus robur (English oak), 3719 nucleotides long. Its product is annotated as ATP-dependent zinc metalloprotease FTSH 12, chloroplastic. Gene Ontology annotation, molecular function: ATP hydrolysis activity; ATP binding; metalloendopeptidase activity. NCBI's taxonomy places the organism in Eukaryota, Viridiplantae, Streptophyta, Magnoliopsida, Fagales, Fagaceae. The record is from RefSeq and is a predicted model, not a curated record. Gene Ontology annotation, biological process: mitochondrial protein processing; embryo development ending in seed dormancy; protein-containing complex assembly. Gene Ontology annotation, cellular component: m-AAA complex; chloroplast thylakoid membrane.